Molecule: messenger RNA, 984 nt
Organism: Populus trichocarpa (black cottonwood)
Lineage: Eukaryota; Viridiplantae; Streptophyta; Magnoliopsida; Malpighiales; Salicaceae
Product: transcription factor MYB54
Exons: 4
Coding region: 166-891 (241 amino acids)
Biological process (GO): regulation of DNA-templated transcription
Cellular component (GO): nucleus
Molecular function (GO): DNA-binding transcription factor activity, RNA polymerase II-specific; RNA polymerase II cis-regulatory region sequence-specific DNA binding
Source: RefSeq, a predicted model, not a curated record
AGUUUAAGGGGAAAGGAGAAAAAGAAUGCUAGGUGGGCUAUAAGUAGAAAGUUGUGGCUGCUUGGAAACUUGCGAAGAUGAUGAAAGGAUCCCUUCAACCUCCCUCUCUCUCACAAACACAGAAAACAGAUUAAGUUAUGCCCACAGGUAGAAGAUCUUCAUCGGAUGAGUACCAGAGGCCAUUGGAGGCCGGCUGAAGAUGAGAAGCUUCGCAAGUUGGUGGAUCAGUAUGGUCCUCACAAUUGGAACUCCAUAGCCGAAAAGCUUCAAGGAAAAUCAGGGAAGAGUUGUAGGUUAAGAUGGUUUAAUCAGUUGGAUCCAAGAAUCAACAGAAGCCCUUUUACAGAAGAGGAAGAAGAGAGGCUCCUUGCUUGUCAGCAGAUUCAUGGCAAUAAAUGGGCUGUUAUUGCAAAGCAAUUUCCUGGUCGUACUGAUAAUGCUGUGAAGAACCAUUGGCAUAUAAUCAUGGCAAGAAAAUGCAGAGAAAGAUCAAGGAUUCAUGCAAAAAGAGCAGCUUCUCAAGCGUUGUUAGUCAAUGAGCAGACACAUUCUUUCUCAAAUCAAGACGUGAUGAGGAUCGUGAAUUGUGAGCCAAGGAACCUUGCCCCAUCAUUUUUCCACAAAUUCUGUGAAAGUUAUUGCGAUUGUUAUCAUCGUCCCUUCUGUCUCAACUAUCCGACGUCUUUUUGCAAUGAAAAUACCAGCCAUCAUGAAGGUAAACCUCUAGAGUUCUAUGAUUUUCUCCAAGUAAAGACUGAUUCUAGCAAAAGCGAAGCCCUCGACAAUGCUAGAAGAGAUGAUGUUGAGGUAGAUCAGGAAGCCAGGGAAUUACAUCAGAGAAAGGCUAAUUUUCCUUUCAUUGAUUUUUUGUCUGCUGGAAACUCUAAUUAGCGGGUUCCCUUCACUUCAUAAAUAGUACAAAUGUAAGCAGUUAUUUACAAUCACACUUAAUUAUUACUACUCAAAUGCAUUGGCAAUUAGGCA